CGCCGGAGCCUCCUUAAAACUCUGCCGUUAAAAUGGGGGCGGGUUUUUCAACUCAAAAAGCGCUCAAUUUUUUUCUUUUCAAAAAAAGCUGAUGAGGUCGGAAAAAAAGGAUAAGAAACCGGCACCGUCCCUUCAGAGGCAAUCGUAGCAGCAGUUGCUUCAGCGGAAAAAGAAGCAAAGGAGGGAGGGAAGGGAAAAGAUCCUAAAGGAAAGACGCGCAAGUGCCUGUAGCGGGGAAGGGAGCAGCGAACAGAGAUUUGGGGGAGUCGGACUACAAAAGAAACUGUCAGCCGCGGCUUGCGACCGGCCGGCGCAGCCUGCGUCGACUCCGGGACCCAACUGGCUGGCAGCCGCUGUCCUGUCCGCGGCACGGAUAGGGGCACAGGCCGGAGGACCGCCAAGAACUAACUGGCCAAGUGGCACCGAGCGCCCGAGCUGCUGGGCGGCCGCCAAGAAGUCGGCGGGACUGGCUGCGCCCGGGAUCUGUGGCGACCGCUCCUACUUCCAAAGACUCUUCCCAUCAUCGGAGGCCCCGGGAAAAUCUGAAAGGGAGGGAAAGACCACUGCGGAGGCGACGGCCGCCCCCUCAGCGAGCGCUUGCAGCGGAGAGCCGGAGCUAGCUCGGUCGUAGGCGGGAAGUUACUGGUGAGCUGGCCGAGUGCAAGCGCGAUGCUACCGCGAGCUACCCCAGCGGCUGGAGCCCCAUAGACGCUUCCCUCUUCGCCCUGCACCGUCCUCAGGCUGCCGGGAGUCCCGGGACCCGGCGGGGCCGGCAUGACGGGUUUGGCGGGGGUCUGCCGCACACCCACCAGCCUCCGGAGACCCGCGCCCUGCCCGGCUCCCACGGCCUCUGAGGCUCGGCGGAGCUGCGGCAGCCCGGCGGGCGGGCUCCGGAGGCUCUUCUGAAGACGCCGAGCCCGCUGGGGAGUCGUUGAGACCUGAGAGUUGAGGGCUUCAGAACGGUUGCUCUGGUCUGCCCUCAGCGAUCGUCUUUAACCCUCCCGAGCACGUCAGCAUCCAGCCAGCGCGGCGCUCUGCUAGCGAGCAGCACUCUGAACUAUCCCCCUUCGGCUAGACGGAUGGAAAGUGAGCUCUGCGGAGGACCUGACUCUGAAAUACUGCCUCAAGUCACCACUGUGAACAAGGGACCCUAAAGAAUGGCCGAGCCUUGGGGGAACGAGUUGGCGUCCGCAGCUGCCAGGGGGGACCUAGAGCAACUUACUAGUUUGUUGCAAAAUAAUGUAAACGUCAACGCUCAAAAUGGAUUUGGGAGAACUGCGCUGCAGGUUAUGAAACUUGGAAAUCCGGAGAUUGCCAGGAGGCUUCUCCUCAGAGGUGCUAAUCCCAAUUUGAAAGAUGGAACUGGUUUUGCUGUCAUUCACGAUGCUGCCAGAGCAGGUUUCCUGGACACUGUACAGGCUCUGCUGGAGUUCCAGGCUGAUGUUAACAUCGAAGAUAAUGAAGGGAACCUGCCCUUGCACUUGGCUGCCAAAGAAGGCCACCUCCCUGUGGUGGAAUUCCUUAUGAAGCACACAGCCUGCAAUGUGGGGCAUCGGAACCAUAAGGGGGACACCGCCUUCGACUUGGCCAGGUUCUAUGGAAGAAAUGAGGUCAUUAGCCUGAUGGAGGCAAAUGGGGUUGGGGGAGCCACGAGCCUGCAGUGAAUGUGUGGAGGUCUCUUCCACUGCCCUCACUUUGUCCGUUAGUUGGUUGGCUGUCCUGUUUUACUAUCACUUAUUAAAAUAUAGGGUUUCCUUUUGCUUUGUUUUCAUAUUUUAAGCAGCUAGCCAAAUCCUUCGGAAACUGCCUAAGUGGAAAUCUUACUACAAGUUUAUGAAAUAUUUAAACAUCUUUUUCACUGUCAAAAUUCUGAUUUCUAACAUGUAUUAGCUAUUCCUUUUUUCUGGAUAUUUUAUCUUUGAUUUUUUUUCUUUGCUUACCCUUUGCCAUUCUCAAUGUCUGACCUGAAGACUUUGUUUUAAAAAUUAUUUGUCCUGAUGCAUCUUUUGCCUAAUUAAAACACAUUUUUUCAGAAGAGGA
Mus pahari (shrew mouse) is the source of this 2040-nucleotide messenger RNA. It is a transcript of the gene Cdkn2c, whose product is annotated as cyclin dependent kinase inhibitor 2C. The coding region runs from base 1158 to 1664 and encodes 168 amino acids. NCBI's taxonomy places the organism in Eukaryota, Metazoa, Chordata, Mammalia, Rodentia, Muridae. The record is from RefSeq and is a predicted model, not a curated record. Gene Ontology annotation, molecular function: cyclin-dependent protein serine/threonine kinase inhibitor activity; protein kinase binding. Gene Ontology annotation, cellular component: nucleus. Gene Ontology annotation, biological process: negative regulation of cell population proliferation; regulation of cyclin-dependent protein serine/threonine kinase activity. The transcript has 3 exons.